Molecule: messenger RNA, 5375 nt
Organism: Anopheles coustani
Lineage: Eukaryota; Metazoa; Arthropoda; Insecta; Diptera; Culicidae
Exons: 4
Coding region: 768-3377 (869 amino acids)
Source: RefSeq, a predicted model, not a curated record
CGAAAGAGAAAGCAACAAAUAAAGCCGGUGGAAUGAAAUAUUAAGGAACGGGAAAAAACUACAACGAAUAAACCCAACAAAAAACCGCUAAACCGCGAACGACGCGAGAGAUCGGUUGAGAAAAAGGUGGGAAAUCCAAGUCGAGACAAAAAAACAAAUUCCACAGAGAGAGAGAGAGAAAAGAGAAACGAACGCUGACGAUAAACGACAUCAUCGAAGACUAGAAAAAGGUGGGAAUAAACAUUCCUGUAAAGGUUCUUCCACAAUACGCGAAGAAACCGCGAUAGAACAGAGCAGUGGAUAAUCGAAGAAGGAUAAAACCGAGCGCGAGUGUAUGCUGUGGAGUGAUUAUUAAGCAAUCAUCAUUGCUUCGCACGCCGAAAGGUGUACAAGCGCGAGACGGUGAAGCUAAAAAUAUUUCCUUCUACUCGCGGAAGUUCCGGAUAUCCGGACCGGGGUGCUGUUUGGUAAACCGAUACCCGUCCGUUAGAGAAGUGUGUGUUUGCUCGGUGUGAGCACGUCAUUUUUGUGGCAAAAGGCAUUUUAAGUAGCGUUGACGGUGCAGUGUUGUUUUACUGUGGUGUAAAUCGUUUUUUUUAUCUGCGUGAUUUGAGAAGUAUUGUGUUAGUGAUCGUUUACACGCGCGAAUUCAAUUAUCUCUGCAAAGCUCGUUGCAGUUUCGUGUCGAAACCCAAGACAUUCAGGACGCUGCAGAGAGAGAACGCACUGACCAGAAUUUUAGACGAGGACUAUGUUUUAACGUAUAAAUGACUCCAAUGGGAAGAAGAUUUACACGUGGCAGUAUAUUUACUGAUUGCCCGAUUGAACCAUCAUGCACUAACGGCCACGGUUCCGCUGGGAAACGCAAGUCAACAGUACUAACAGCGACGACAUCGAGCAGAGUGACGAGUCGGACGAUGCCCGGAACGACGAUGGCGGUGCGCAAACAAACGGUUACGACCCGGACGGUGCUGUUGUGUUGCUGGUGUUUGCUACUCGCAACGACGGCCUGCAGCGGUCUACCCAUCACCUCGAAGCCACUGGACAACAAUCCGGACCAUUUGACGUGGGAGGCGGCGUGGCUGUCGGAGGACAGCCGAGGGGCACCACCACAGCCACUCGGGGGGAAGUCGAAAAAAAUCACCCCCAAGUCGAUAUUCAUCACGCCGUACCUGAACAGCUACAACACCUCGGCCUGCCCGCCCGACUAUAAGGUCGACUACAACGGCAAGUGCAUCCAGGUCGUGAGCAUCAACCCGGCGGACAUUCUCGUGACGAAGCUGCAGAGUUUGUUCUCGCAGAACGGUGACACCGGCAGCCCUGGUGGGGCAGGGGAGGACGAUUACGACUACGGUGACUACGAUUCGACUGGGCCGUUCCAGGUGAAUCUGCCACUCAGUAUCGAUUUGGCACCGGAACCACCACAACCACCGCAAGGCGGUCCAAAGCUCACCUACCAGGACAUUCCCGGUCCGAGCUUCUACGACAGCGCCAUGGUGGACGUAGCGACCGUGGAGCAAGACAACGGGAAGAUUACGACCGUAUCGGUGACCGGCAAUGGUCCAGAUAAGCCCUUUCCUGCGACCACCGUUGCCAAUGGCAACGGGAAAGAUACCACAACAAGCACCACCACCACCACCUCCAGUACCAGUUCCAGCUCCAGCUCCAACGCGGAUCAAACCGUUGCCGAAAGUCACACUGACAUAUCCUUUCUUGCGUUCGAAACCCUCCCCAACGGAACGCUGGCCGGUCAGAUCGAGCUGGACGGAAACAAUCGCACGGUGGUUCAGAGCAUUUUUGUUUCGUCCACAACCACAACGGAGCGUCCAACAACCACGACCGGAAGCAGCACGACGGAGUCUACUGCCACCAGUGUUGAGCUGGAUGGUUACUCCGGUACGACAACUGAUCGCAAUGGUGCGACAGUUGAUACUGAUGCUGCUGUGGCCAGUAGUUCGUUGAGCAGUAGUACGCCAGCCCAGAUGACAACAACCACCGUACAGGGUGAGAGUACAACCGUUACGGAGCGGCAGGAUGAAACAUACCCAACGGAUAUCGUCAAUGCGGGGACAACCGGUGGCGUAACAACUACAACUACCAUCACCACCUCCGCGACCGAACAGGACGAUGAGCUGGAUGAUUUGAAACUAGAACUGGUGGACGAAAUGCUGCUAAUGGAUAACAACCGUAGCACGAUCGGAAGCAGUACUCUUCCCGACACCUCGACGACGGAUGUGUCCGAGAUGAUGAUGGACCUCGACACGCUUCCCACAGCCGAAACACAACCGUCCGAUGAGCAGCCGACUUUAGCGAACUUCCAAAAGGAGUCUUCCACGACGGAGCGUCCAAACACGGUCGCUCCAACGAAGUCCCCGGUGGUUCAGAUCGUGACACCGUUGCGGAAUAGUUGGCUCGAGUAUGGAAACCGUGGGGGAGAAUCGCUGGCACCUGCGCCGCACUUAGUGCCGGCCAGUCACAUCAUCCAGCAGGAUCGUACAACACGGGCGACUCCGGAAACAACCACGGUGCCGUACGAACGACCACCAACCAUCAAUGUCACGAAUGUGGUGCAAACCCCUUCCACGGAGCCAUCGGUUUCAACGCGGGACCGCGAUGUUCUACAAGUACGUCCGCUUGUGACCACUCCCGCCAGCAACAACUAUCUCGAGCAGCUGCGCAAGAUCAACGAGAUCGUCGCCGAGAAGCGACGCCAACAGCAGCAGCAGGAACAGCAACUGGCCGGCACGGGUCACGGUGGUGAUGGUUCGCGGAUACGAUUCCCUUCCCGCGACGAAGAACAGCUUACGGGUGCCGCGAGUAACAACAACUAUCAGCGCACGUCAAACGCAUCACCAAACGUCUUAGGAGGAGGAGGAGGUGUACGGUUCCCCGGUUCGGCCACAAACCGUCUAACACCGAAUCGCUUACCGGAUAUCUUCCCGAAGAAAUCGCCCGACAGUACGACGCAGCGACCCGCCUUCUGGUGGCUACCGUCCGGCUGGGAGGUCGAUCAAACCGGUAACAAACCGAUGCUGCUGCGCUUCUGGUCCCGCAUGCCGCUGGUACGUGACGCAUCCCAGACGCACGACGGAUCCGCCACGGCCAACGAGAACGACCUGUCUGCCGGCACGGGAACGACCAACAACAACAAUCGGUGGCGUUCGUCGACCGGUUUCCAAUCCGGAAACAGCUUGCCCGCGGCAGCAGCAGCAGCAACGACCGGUUCUGGGACAUCACGAGCAGCCUCCUCCCACCCGGUUGCAUCCGCGAGAGGCAACUCCAAGAGUCCGAGCGAAAAUUUCUACAAAGAAGUAUCCGCCCAGGAGGUGUACAAGGUGAUGAACGCACGACAGCUCCACCACCAUCAGAAGAGAUAAGCGAGCGGACACCCGAUCCGGCCCCAAUCUGAUGCCACCCUGACGUGCCGUGACGACGCCUUGGCAGAGCGAAGCAGUGAGACAACAACAAACCUAGGGGUUCCCGGUUCCGGUUGCUGUCUGCUGAAACGGCCCGAGCGUCACAACGAGCGCUAGGGGAGGACGCAUCUAACCUUAACCAAAGUCCAACAGCAGGCUACACGCAGUCCAGCUUUAAGUAUUACAUAGUGUCCGUGUCUACCAGCGAAAUCGAGAAAAAAACGAACCUAUCCCGGGUCGGAAGCUAGAGCGCAGGAGGUCCUUCUUAGUUCGUUUCAGUGUCGCCUGGUGGUGACCCAGAGGGGUUCGGUUUUGGUCUGUACAGCCGGAUGAUAGCAUAGCCAGUCUCGGAAGUUGUCGAGGACAUUGGAGGGACAGUCGAAAACCCGAAGCUACUACUUAACCAACUCCCUUAUCCGUAGAGGGAGGGAGUAUUUGCCAAGUGUCAGGUCGCUUUACGACGCGGGUCCUUGCUUCCUUCCAACGCCCAACGCGCAGUGUUGUGUUGUAAGUUUAUCUGUUUUAAUUACUCCUAGCGUUAACACACUGACUCUUCGGCCCGCAUCGUCUGAUCUUUCCGAACCGCCGGGGCCAAGGAACCGAGGAGCUCACGAGCGAACGCACACACGAGCGAAGCGCGGCGAUCUUUUGUACAAUAGAGUUUGUUUUUAAGUUCUCUCCGUUACUACUUCCUCCCUGUUAGUCUGUACGCAAGUUUUUUAGUAAGCAACUUUUUAAACCUCUUCCCCAUAAUCUUUACUUCCCCACGCUUUUUUAUCAACUACCAUUAGGAACCAGCCAAUCUGUGAUAUUGUGUUUCAAAGUUGCUUUCUUAUCUGUCGUAAGAACAUUGCACCUUUCACGCCACCCCCCAAACACAUGCUUUGCUUUACGAAGCAUUCCUUAGUUCCGAGUUCCCUCGUGUGCGUGUGUGUAUAAACGCGACGCUCGAAAGAAGUAUUUUUGCAUCUCUGAAAAAUACCAACCUUUCUACAGGCGUCGUAAAUGUAAAAACACUGAAUUUGUGCACGCAUUCUCGCACCUUACGAUGUUAGUUUCGUCUUUUAUGUGUGCGUUCCUCUGAGCCAAACGAAAUUCGCAUUCGGUUUUUCCACCCGCGGGCCAAUUUUAAAAGAAAGCCGUUUCGAAGGACAAGAUCAGGUGAUUGUUAGGUGUCUGUAUAUGUGUAUGCAUUUGUUUGAUGUCCAACGUUACGCACGUACCAAUCGUUGCAAUCCCAAGAGAAGAGGGAUGUUAUAUUAGUGGACAUAGGAAAGUAUUGCACAAAAUAAUAUUCAACCAAUUUAUACUUAAAGGUUCAAGUAGUAGGAGGGGGUGGCCUUCGAUUCGGAGGGUCGCCGCACGCAUACACACAGACGAGUGCACAUUUUUCUCCACCCCCCAGCUUGUGGUGAGGUUUCGAUAGUUAAGACACCCCCCCUACGUUAUGCAACUGCAACCUCUUUCUAGUACCUUCCCGAUCUUGUUCUGUCCCCGACAAAAAUUGUACAUAUAGCUUCGGUAUAGCACUGUAUACUGUAUUAUGAGCAUCUACGCCGUAGAGUUUUUUAGCCUUAGAAAUUAUGUAUUUAGACACAACUUUAUAUCUACAUAUACAGAUACGAUAUGAUGAUAAAGUCUACAACGCACAAACUCGAUAUUUUUUACUCGCAGUCACAUCAACUCACCAGUGGGAUUAUAAACAUUUAAAACAGGGACACCGGCAUGAUGCCCCGGAAGGAAGUUACUUACACGUCGGUGAGGGGGAAAACACACAUUUGUCCACACACAGGAUAAGCUUUAGCUUUCAGCAGCAAGGAUAUUAGUUGUUCUCGAAACAAAUUCGGUCUGUCGUUACUUAGUUGCACUUUGCAAAACAAUGCUACAUUUGAACCGGUUGGACACUGACUAUCGAUCACUCCUUCGCCAAACUACUAUAUUGAUAGUAAACAUCUACCC